CUCCUGCCUGUGGCGCUCUUCUCACCCGCGGGUGUUCUGUCUGUGCCCGGAUGUGAUUACCGGUCACCUGUUCACUGCGGCAGAGAAGGGUCGGGCGGGGGCGCCGGGUGUGCGGGCGACUUACCUGGGGGAGGAGCCGGACAGUAACACGUGGCUCAGGUGACGGCGAUCCCGGGACACCGACCUGCUGAGCGGGCGAGAGAGGGCGAGACACCCGGCGAACUGCUGCGGAGGGUGACCCGAUCUGUGCGACCGCGGUGUCGCGAUGCAGAAGGGAAGCCUUUGGCGCGGCCGCUCCUGUCAGCUGACAUCGUCGCAGUGACUUCGCUCCGCAGACAUGAACGGUAAUAUCGGCGGCGCUCCCCCGGACAGAGAUACGCCUGUAGGCGGUAAUGUCACUGACCUGUUCCAUGAGGAUGCCCAGGUCUCCCAGUUGCAGUCGCAGCCGUGGUGGAAGAUCCAGCUCUUCGUCUGGGAGCCGGUUCUGUUCGGCACCUGGGACGGCGUCUUCACCUCGUGUAUGAUCAAUAUAUUUGGCGUGGUUUUAUUUCUCCGCACCGGAUGGCUCGUGGGUAACACGGGGGUCCUGCUGGGGGUCCUCCUGGUGUCCAUCGUCAUCCUCGUGGCUCUGGUCACCGUCUUAUCCGGUAUCGGAGUGUGUGAGAGAUGCAGCAUCGGCACCGGUGGCGUCUACUCCAUGAUUUCCACUGUCCUGGGGGGGAAAGUUGGGGGCACAGUUGGUCUUCUCUAUAUAUUCGGCCAGUGUGUUGCAGGCGCCAUGUAUAUCACCGGCUUCGCAGAGUCCAUUUCUGACCUCCUGCACCUGCAGAGCAUAUGGGCAGUGCGGGGCAUCUCGCUGGCCGUGCUGGUGGCGCUGCUGGGCAUCAAUCUGGCUGGAGUGAAGUGGAUCAUCAGGCUGCAGCUGCUGCUGCUCUUCUUGCUCGCUGUCUCUACCCUGGACUUUGUCAUCGGCUCCUUCACUCACCUGGAUCCGGAUCACGGAUUUGUCGGAUAUUCCGAGGAUUUGCUUUUCAAUAACACGUUUCCGGACUACACCCCCGGAGAAAACUUCUUCACUGUGUUUGGGGUGUUUUUCCCGACUGCAACAGGUGUCAUGGCGGGCUUCAACAUGAGCGGAGACCUGCGCCGUCCAUCCGUCAGUAUCCCUGUCGGCUCACUGGCUGCAAUCGCCAUCUCGUGGUUCCUUUACAUCGUCUUCGUCUUCUUACUCGGCGCCAUUUGUACCAGAGAAUUUCUGCGUUAUGAUUUCAUGAUCGCUGAGAAGGUGUCUCUGGUGGGCUUCCUCUUUCUACUGGGUCUAUACAUUUCCUCGUUGGCCUCCUGCAUGGGGGGUCUCUAUGGUGCUCCCAGAAUCCUUCAAUGCAUUGCACAAGAAAAGGUCAUCCCUGUCCUCUCAUUCCUGGGCCGGGGGAGAGGUCCUAACAAGACCCCGGUGGCUGCUAUCUUCCUGACCGGACUCCUCACGAUGGCCUUCGUCUUCAUAGGUCAGGUGAACACCUUGGCCCCGAUAGUCACCAUUAACUUCAUGCUGACGUACAGCGCCGUGGACUAUUCUUACUUCUCGGUGACAAUGGGUUACAAUCUGCAGCGCUCACGCAGGAAGCUCGGGAGGGUCACAUCCAGGACCCCCGGACACUUACAGCCCCUCAUCCUGGAUAAGUCCACCAGUUAUGGUUCGAAUGGGACUCUGCUGGAAUUCACCAAAGACAUGGACCAGAUCUUCAAGCCUGGUCACACUGACCCAGCAGACGGUACCAAGGUCCAGGAGAAGGAGCAAAAGACGUUUAUGAAGCUGAAGAAAUCCCGAAAACCGGCUAAGGAGACCCUGCAGGACAGCUUCCAACUGGGCCUUCAGCAGGACCGGGAACUGGAGAGCAGGAUGAGCACUGACACGGAGGUGACCCCCACCGAGCAGGAGAGCGCACUCCACCAGGACCAGACCCAGGAACCAGCAGAACAAAGUGAUGAGGACGUGGACCGGACAGGAGACCAGGAGCAGCUCGUCAAUGACAUCCAUGAGCCAGGAGCCGACAUGAAGGAAGAGUCAAACACAAAACAGAAAGUUCCUGAGUUUGAGAUCCAGAGUUUGUCUAGCUCCUUCUACAGCAAGUUGUGCAAUCACUGGGUGUCAUUUAUCGGGGCCAUCGUCUCCAUCGUCAUCAUGUUCGUCAUCCAGUGGAUUUACGCGUUGGUGAAUAUCGGUGUGGCGGUUCUACUCUAUGUUUAUAUCGGGCGGGUGAGCCCGGGCCUGAAUCCUGGGGCAGCUGCGAACUUUAGCUUCUUCACCUGGAUCCGACACCUGGCGGCGACCACCUUGAGGAAGAAGCCCACCCAGGAGCAGUUUGUGGUGACCCCGACCUUCUCACACGUCGGUAUGGAAACGACACAAUUAACGGAGGAGAACGCAGACUUUGCCUCCCGCGGGCGCUUCCACCAUUCCUCCGUUAUCAGCCAGGGGCAUUUCAUUAACCAGUUUAAUUAGGACAGUGCAAUGUGAUGGCGUCCCCAGGAGGAGGGCGACGCUGCUCAUACUGACUAAUGUCUACAAGUAUUGGGGCUCCUCUUCGUGGGUGUCAGGGGUCCCCAACACCUGAGGUGACACCAUCUUUACAGAAUAUCAGUGAUCUUCAAAUAAAUGGUUAAACCUGA
This is a messenger RNA of Bufo bufo (common toad), 2670 nucleotides long. It is a transcript of the gene SLC12A8, whose product is annotated as solute carrier family 12 member 8. The transcript has 14 exons. NCBI's taxonomy places the organism in Eukaryota, Metazoa, Chordata, Amphibia, Anura, Bufonidae. Gene Ontology annotation, molecular function: potassium:chloride symporter activity. Gene Ontology annotation, cellular component: membrane. The record is from RefSeq and is a predicted model, not a curated record. Bases 338 to 2503 code for a protein of 721 amino acids. Gene Ontology annotation, biological process: chloride transmembrane transport; potassium ion import across plasma membrane; potassium ion homeostasis.